AUGUUGUCAGGCCUCGCAAACCCGCGGCAAGCUGCCGUCCAACUUAUGAACUUUGGCCUGAUCCUGUCAACCGCAUUUAUGAUGUGGAAAGGUCUUUCGGUCAUCACAGAUUCCCCGUCCCCGAUUGUCGUCGUCCUGUCCGGUAGCAUGGAGCCGGCUUUCCAGCGCGGCGAUCUCUUGUUCUUGUGGAACCGCAAUGUCGUGGCCGAAACCAGCGUUGGAGAGAUUGUCGUGUACAAUGUGAAGGGCAAGGAUAUCCCCAUCGUGCACAGGAUAGUUAGGAAGUUUGGAAAGGGACCCGAAGCGAAGUUGCUCACAAAGGGAGAUAAUAACGUCUCGGACGACACAGAGCUCUACGCAAGUGGACAGGAUUACCUGGUUAGGAAAGAUAUUAUCGGGAGCGUCUUUGCCUACAUUCCUUUUGUUGGCUACGUUACCAUUCUUUUAUCCGAGCACCCAUGGCUCAAGACCGUCAUGCUCGGACUGAUGGGCUUAGUGGUGGUUUUGCAGCGCGAAUAG
Neurospora tetraspora is the source of this 519-nucleotide messenger RNA. RefSeq names its product microsomal signal peptidase 18 kDa subunit. Bases 1 to 519 code for a protein of 172 amino acids. The transcript is spliced from 4 exons. The record is from RefSeq and is a predicted model, not a curated record. Lineage: Eukaryota; Fungi; Ascomycota; Sordariomycetes; Sordariales; Sordariaceae. Gene Ontology annotation, molecular function: serine-type endopeptidase activity. Gene Ontology annotation, cellular component: membrane; signal peptidase complex.